Messenger RNA from Hylaeus volcanicus, 1551 nucleotides. Its product is annotated as tektin-3-like. The transcript has 9 exons. Lineage: Eukaryota; Metazoa; Arthropoda; Insecta; Hymenoptera; Colletidae. The coding region runs from base 1 to 1551 and encodes 516 amino acids. The record is from RefSeq and is a predicted model, not a curated record. Gene Ontology annotation, cellular component: microtubule cytoskeleton; nucleus. Gene Ontology annotation, biological process: cilium movement involved in cell motility; cilium assembly.
AUGGAUAGUAAUAAAAUCGAGGAGAAGAGAGAAACUGUUAUGUAUUCGGUUUGUGUCCUGCAGCAACUCCAACCAUGGAGUACAGUGGGUGUAUUACCCUGUAUGGAACAAAUUGCUGGUCCACCUAUUUCGAUUAGAGUAGGAGAAUUUUAUAAAACUCCCAAACCACAUCCAUGGCGUCCUACUUUGGGAUACGAAACCGUGGAAGCAUUUUCUCUACCUGCACAACCUGUGACAAAUCUGUUGUCAGAGACUUGUUAUAUGCCGAAUGGAAUGGCUACGGAACCAAUGAGAUUUCCAAAUUUGGUGACUGGUUUCGAUAGAAAUCCAGCACACGCGGCACGGGCUGCGCUUUACACGAGAUAUGGUCCAUACGAAUGGGUACAAAACCAACUGAGGCUGUACAAUGAAUCUAAUAGCAACAGAAAUUAUUCGGAAAACUUAAGACAGGAUACUGUUCGGAUGAUGCGAGAAGCAGAUGAGAAAGUACAAAAUGGUCAAAUUGAAACAGGUCGAAAAUUAGGAGAAAGAAUUACAGAUACCACAUAUUGGAAAAAUGAAGUAACUUCCGAAUUAGAACGUUUGAUAAUUGAAAAUGCAAAGAUGCAGGAGUGCCGUCGAGGCUUACAAACAACGAUACAAAGCUUAGAAGGACAGCUGCACAUAGCACAAGAAUGUUUAUAUUAUCGGGAGGCUAGGACAGGUUCCGAUUUGGUUCAUGAUCAAGCUGAGCAUGCUCUUCUAAAGGAGGUAGAGGUGGUCAGGAACUGUCAAAAUAAAUUAGAACACUUUACUGAUAAAUGUGUUAAUCAACUUACAAACAGCAGAGCAGUACAAAAUCAAUUAGAGAUUGACAUACGAAAUAAAGAAACUGCACUUGGGAUAGAUAUUACGUGUCAUCAGAUGAAUAAUUUCAGUCGUGGUUUGAAGUACUAUGGUGGUAUUGAAAACUAUGAUAAUAGUGUUACACAAGCUGAAUCAUGGGCUGAAGCAUCUAACAAUGUAGUGAAAAAGUCACAGUUGGAAAGAUCAAAAUCUAGUCAGCUUCAAAGUGAUAUUGAAAUCGCUAUAAAUGCAGUUGGACAUGAAAUGUGGGAAGCAUGGGGCAAUACAAACAAUGCAUUGUCUAGAAGGGCUGCUGAAAUGCUUGAAGCAAAAGAAAAAUUACAAAUACAUUUACAUAAAAUUCAACAAGAGAUCUUUGAGAUUGAAAAAAAUUUACAAUUAAUGCAAAAAGCCAUUGCAGAUAAAAGUUCUGCUUUGAAAGUGGCACACACGCGACUUGAAAGUAGAACACAUCGGCCUGAAGCAGAAUUAUGUAAAGAUUAUGCUCAACUCAGAAUGAUCGAGGAAGUAAAAACUAUACAUUCAAUGAUAAAUGAUAUGAAUUUAAAAUUACAAAGAUUUGAAGCACAACAUCAACAGCUAUUACGCACCAGAUCUAAUUUAGAAACUGAUUUAAAAUCUAAAGUCGAUGCGCUAUUUAUCGAUAGAGAAAAAUGCAUGGGUAUACGAAGAAGUUAUCCUGUUGCUUCAGUUAUUAAGUUUUGA